CGAAAUGGCGGUCUACACAAAUAAAUGAAUAAUCCCCAUCGUUUCUUGUCUUCUCCCUGUGGUCGGCUCCGCUCUCCAGCCAUGGCAGUAAACCCUAAGUCCCCUUUCGAUUUGACUCUUCUCACAAUUUCUUUGUUCUUCUUCACCAUAAUAACACCUUCUUUCUCUCUUUAUCUUCACGACGAUUCUAACCAAACGGUGUACGAAAUUCUCCCCAUAUUUGGCCUCCCAAGUGGCCUUUUACCGGAUUCCGUCGUCGAUUACUCCCUCUCUUCCGAUGGUAGUUUUGUAGUGCAUCUGAAGAAGCCUUGCUAUGUUGAGUUCGAUUACUUGGUGUACUACGACACCACCAUCACGGGCAAGCUCAGCUAUGGUUCCAUCACCGACCUAGAAGGCAUCCAAGUGCGCCGGUUUUUCUUGUGGCUCGAUGUCGACGAGAUCAGGGUCGAUUUGCCGCCGUCUGCGAGCAUCUAUUUCCAGGUCGGGUUCAUUAACAAGAAGCUCGAUAUUGAUCAGUUCAAGACUAUCCAUUCUUGCCGUGAUUCCGUCACGGGUUCUCGUCUUGGAUCCUUGAAACGGGUCUUCGAGGUUUUGCGUAUUGUGAUUUCGAAUUCCAUAUCAGUUCCAAAUUUUGAGUGGAAAUUUGCCAAAUUGCUGUAGAAAUAGGACAGAUGAAAUGAUGAAGUCGUCCAUGUAAUCCUUGAAAAGAAGUGAAUUGUAAUCUGUCAAGGCGCAUGUCCCAGUUUGGAAGAUAUUGAUUCUAUCUUUUGUACAUGUUUUUAAACCAAAUGACUAAACUCUUAAUAGUUGACAGUCUAGAAUUUUUUCCCACCUAUUCAUCUUGCCAUCAUUCAAUUAAUGAAUGAUCAGUCUUGUGAGAUUUAUGGUUUCCUCUGUGCAUAUUGAAACUUUUUGUCUGUCCUCUGAAUAAAGUUACCAUGAGAAUAUACAGGUAUGAAGAUACAUCCCA
Messenger RNA from Neltuma alba, 970 nucleotides. RefSeq lists its product as uncharacterized. The coding region runs from base 25 to 660 and encodes 211 amino acids. NCBI's taxonomy places the organism in Eukaryota, Viridiplantae, Streptophyta, Magnoliopsida, Fabales, Fabaceae. The transcript has 2 exons. The record is from RefSeq and is a predicted model, not a curated record.